Molecule: messenger RNA, 2001 nt
Organism: Schistosoma margrebowiei
Lineage: Eukaryota; Metazoa; Platyhelminthes; Trematoda; Strigeidida; Schistosomatidae
Source: the annotation of a GenBank genome assembly
GCCUUGUUCGGGGUUGGUUUGCUUCAUAUUUUCAAUAAUAGCUGUCUGUCGUCUUUCGAGCAUUUCUUCAUCAACGCAACUUGUUUUGUUUCAUAUCCUAAAUCCAACGGGCCGAACCAUACAGUACAUCGAUCCCCCUCAAUGUUUCAUGGAAUUGUUAUGCCUAAAAUUAGGGUAUUUUUGUCAUGUGGACGCUAGUCAAUGAUUUCAGCCCCUAUUCCGUUUAUUUAUUUUGAGAACAGAAACACACGCUGUAAACAAUCUUCCGCCCUGGGAUGUAACUAUCGCAACGUAGUAAAUCUAAUCAUAAACCUAGAGUUGCUUCUGUUCUAUCUCAUUUUAAGAAACGAGAUAUUUCUCACAUAAAAAAUUGGAUAAGCAGACAGUUAAUUUCUCUUCAGCAAAUAACAAGUCAUGCUUAUUUUUCUAUUGUAAAAGGUCAACUGAUAUAACAAUAUGAAAGCACUUAUUUUAGUUGGGGGUUAUGGCACUCGACUCCGGCCUUUAACACUAACUUAUCCCAAACCGAUAGUGGAAUUCUGCAACAAACCCCUUUUACUACAUCAAAUUGAAGCCCUUGCCAAAGUUGGAGUAUCAGAGGUGAUCUUAGCUGUUAGCAAAUGUGCUGAUCGAAGUGAUAUUUUAGAAAAAGAGUUAAAAAAGCAUGAGAAGAAAAUUGGAACUAAAAUUACAUUCUCCUAUGAAACUGAAGCAAUGGGAACUGCUGGUCCAAUCGCCUUAGCGAAAGAUAUGCUCCUCGUGGACGAUAGUCCGUUUUUUGUGCUCAACAGUGAUAUCAUGUGUGAUUUCCCGUUCAAGGCAAUCAUAGCAUUUCAUAAAAAUCAUGGAAAAUCGGGAACGAUUUUGGUGACACAAGUUGAGGAACCUUCAAAAUAUGGCGUUGUUGUUUACGAUCAAACAACUGGACGUGUGGAUCGUUUUGUUGAAAAACCAAUUGAAUUUGUUGGUAAUAAGAUAAAUGCCGGUAUAUACUUACUUAAUCCUAGUGUUAUUGACAAGAUCCCUCUACGCCCAACUUCCAUUGAGAAAGAGAUAUUCCCAGAGAUGGCAAAUGAGAAACAACUUUAUUGCAUGACAUUACCAGGGUUCUGGAUGGAUGUUGGACAACCGAAUGAUUUUCUCAAAGGUACAAAUUUGUAUCUAAAUUACUUAAAACAAUCAGAUCAUUCGAAAGAACUAGCAACUGGAUCUAAUAUUCAUGGAAAUGUUUUAAUCCAUCCAACUGCCUCAGUUUCACCUACUUGUGUUCUUGGACCGAGUGUUGUUAUUGGGCCAGAGUGUAUAGUUGAAGAUGGAGUAAGAAUUCGUAAUUCCACCUUACUUCAAGGGAGUAUUAUUCGUUCUCAUUCUUGGCUAGAAACUUGUAUUAUUGGUUGGCGAUGUACUGUUGGGCAAUGGGUAAGAAUGGAAAAUGUCACCGUCUUAGGUGAAGAUGUCAUUGUAUCUGAUGAAUUAUUUGUAAAUGGUGCACGUGUAUUACCACACAAAAGCAUUGCCCAAUCAGUUGUUGAACCACAAAUUAUUAUGUAACAUGCCUGGUAUGGAAACUCUUGUAAAGUGCUGUGAUCAAAACUCUUUCUUUUCUGCCCAUACUCCUACUAUUCUUAUAAUCGGUACUAAUCUAUCGCCUUUUUAUUUCAACAACUUGUUUUCCACGUAGGAAUAUUAUCGUUUUUUUAUGUUCCACUGACUGCUGUUAUAAUUGUUAUUUUGUUUAAUUUCUUUAUUUUUUGUUCAUUUAAAACAUUUUACUAGAAAUAAAUCCAACCAAAUUCUAGUUCAAUGAAAUGUCACUUCCCGCUUAUUUUGGUUAUUCUUAUUACUAAUGUAGGAAACAAAAUUUAUAUUUGCUAUCCAGUGCUUUCUUUUAUGUUGUUGAAAGUUAAUAUGAAUUAGUUUGUUUUAAUCAGUUGUUAAAUGGUUUGCUUUUUGUAUUUUUUUGAUUUCUAUAUUUAAAUAUAUGCAUUAUUUGGAUUGGAA